Molecule: messenger RNA, 4101 nt
Organism: Epinephelus lanceolatus (giant grouper)
Lineage: Eukaryota; Metazoa; Chordata; Actinopteri; Perciformes; Serranidae
Gene: tada2b
Product: transcriptional adaptor 2B
Biological process (GO): regulation of transcription by RNA polymerase II; chromatin remodeling
Cellular component (GO): nucleus; SAGA-type complex
Molecular function (GO): zinc ion binding; transcription coactivator activity; chromatin binding
Source: RefSeq, a predicted model, not a curated record
CCUCCAACAACAAGAAGCAGGAGCCAGACAACAUGGCCGACCUGGGAAAGAAGUACUGUGUUAACUGCCUUGCAGACGUUACAAACCUGCGGCUUCGCUGCACCGACUGCCCCGAUAUCGAACUGUGUCCGGAGUGUUUCUCGGCGGGCGCAGAAAUCGGUAAUCACCGGAGAUGGCACGGCUACCAGCAGGUCGACGGCGGUCGCUUCUCGCUCUGGGGUUCCGAGGCAGAGGGAGGCUGGACCAGCAGGGAAGAGCAGUCGCUACUCGAUGCCAUCGAACAAUAUGGAUUUGGAAACUGGGAGGACAUGGCUGCUCACGUCGGAGCAUCCCGAACUCCUCAGGAAGUUAUGGAACACUACGUCACCAUGUACAUUCACGGAAACCUGGGUAAGGCCUGCAUCCCAGACAACAUUCCCAACCGGGUGACGGACCACACUUGUCCGAGCGGGGGCCCUCUGUCGCCUAGCCUCACCACUCCGCUCCCUCCGCUGGAUAUCAGCCUGGCUGAGCAGCAGCAGCUGGGCUACAUGCCACUACGUGACGACUAUGAGAUUGAAUAUGACCAGGAUGCAGAGAAGCUCAUCAGUGGGCUGUCUGUGAACUAUGACGAUGAGGAUGUGGAAAUUGAAAUGAAACGUGCCCAUGUGGACAUGUAUGUGCGCAAGCUCAGAGAACGCCAGCGACGUAAGAACAUUGCCCGGGACUAUAACUUGGUGCCUGCUUUCCUGGGCCGAGACAAAAAAGACAAAGAGAAGGAGAGACCUGGAGUGCUGGGCGUCAUAAGCAGUGCUGGUGGUGUGGGUGGUGCAGGAGCUGGCGGCGGCACUAUUGGUUUAGGUUCCACAGCAGGAGCAGGAUCAGGUCCUGUUACCAGUACGCCCAAAAGAAAGAUCACUAAAGAAGAGAAGGAGCAGCGGGUCAGACUGCGGGGGCUCUGUCAGUUCAUGGCCCAUCGGGAGUUUGAAGACUUCUUUGAGAACAUGCAUAAAGAGCGUGUGUUAAGGGCCAAGGUGCGUGAGCUGCAGCGCUAUCGCCGCAAUGGCAUCACCCGCCUGGAAGAGUCUGCUGAAUAUGAAGCGGCGCGCCACAAACGGGAGAAACGCAAGGAGAACAAAAGUGUGGUCACCUCAAAACGAGCCAGCGGAGGAGGGGGUGGGCUUGGCUCUGGGAUGGGAGGGGGGGUUGGAGCUGGUGGAGGAGGAGGCAUUGCUGGAGGGUUGGGGGUCGGAGGUGGGAUCAAAGAAGAAGGAAAAGAUGGUGAGUUUGCUGCCAUCGAGAAUCUGACGGGCUUUGAGCUGCUGUCAGACAGGGAGAAGGUGCUGUGCAACUCUCUGAACCUCAGCCCAGCACGCUAUCUGACUGUCAAAACCAUCAUCAUCAAAGAUCACCUGCAGAAAAGGCAAGGCAUUCCGGCCAAGAGCCGGCUGCCAAGCUACCUGGACAAGGUCCUCAAAAAGCGCAUUCUCACCUUCCUCACGGAAAGUGGCUGGAUAUCCCGAGACGCCUUGUAGUGAUCUGUAUUUGGUCAGGAAGUAAUGAGCUGAUGAUCUCUGAUAGCUGUUUUGCUAUAAGCUUCAUAGGCAGACAAAACUACUGGCUUUUUUCAAUAGUGACGUUGUAAAUAUGUACAUUGCAAAGAAAGACAAUGCAUCACUGGAUAAAAAGUCUAUUUUUAUACCAGGGCUAGAAACAAAAAUAAGCCUAUAUUUUUACAUUUGGAAAGGGACAGGAGUGAAAAACAACUCUGUGGGUUCACAUUACUUUGUAUCAGUCUUGUUACAUUAUGAAUGAGAACUACAAUGCUAACUAGUAGUACAUAGUUGCAGAGAUAUUUUAGUGUUCUUGAUUCAUUGAAAAUUUAAAAUCCUGACAUCAACAGGCCAAAGGCUGUUGCAUGCUGAAAAGAAGGGUAAAUGAGAACAUUAUUGUUCCUGGAAAUGUAUGAGAGUUGUGACUUCUGGAUGAAUGCUUGUCACUGAUGGGUGACAAAAAUGAUCACUGUUGUGAGAUCUUUUUCAUGAUCUGCUAAACCCUACCGAAGUUGAUCAACUUUGUUUGCUGUUUCAUCAGUUAAAGCUGGGCCCAGUAACUUUCCAGCAAGAGCAAACUGUUUGAUUUUUCUAACAUUUUAAAGAGGUAAAAUUGAUUUUUGAAGUGGGGCUGUAUGGGGUGCUUAUCCACAGUCAGUGUAUUACCUACACUAGGUAACAGUCAGCACACUCCCAGUUCGGAGAAACAGACAGGAGUAUCACUAUGGAAGCUAAAGCUCUGUUUCCAAUGAGCAGUUAGUUAUGGUUCAAUCCAGUUCAGUACACAUUUUUUCCACUUCCACUGUGAAAAGUUGUGGAUGGUACCAAUGAAACUAUUCCUAACCAUCCCCAUUUUUGGUCCCCCAUCUGUUGGGGUACCUAGAACACAGAGCUAGUACUUAAAGGUGGAGCUAUAAUCACUGCAGUCCGCUGAUUGGUCAAUAAAGGAUGGUCACUCUGGUCAGGGCUGAGUUGUGGCUGGUUUUGAGGCUUAUGUAACCACUGUUCAUACUGUGGCAAGUCAUACAUAUAUUAUUAAACUAUAACUAUGAAAUGAAAUGAUGUCUUGCUGCCUCUAGCAGCAGGUGUAGUCUGAGGAAAAAAUAACCUCAUUCAGUGGGCCGACUGCCGGCAACUUUUAAGGUGGAAGGUUUAUUUGUAAUGUUAUUGAAUGCAUGAGUUGAGGAUGUGAAUUAUCUCUUGGAUGACAUACACUUUUAAUAAUGAGUGGGUCUUCAAGAGUUUAAAAAUAUAUAUUAAUUUCGCUGGAUUAUAUAAACUGUCUGUGCCACCAGAGAAGAGGAAAUACAGCGAGCGCUGGACGGAGCAGUGAGUGACAACAACGCCGCCCACAUUUAGGAGUACAGUUUGCAGUGGAAACACUAAACGGAUCUAGGGUCCAGGUACCAUGCCUGAAAGGUUACUUUUGGUUCAAAAGGUACCAUACCGAAAGUGUUUGGUGGAAACGGGGCUUAAUAGUGUAUUCUCUGGAUAGGGUUUAGCAGCAAAUGAUACUUUGGCCACUUAAAAAACGUCAGACUGGCACUUGCUGCAGAGCACUGUUGUACCCAACCAUGAGGUAAAAUUACACUAAACACCUACAAAUAAAUAAAACCACUCUCCAAACAACCAGUUAAGUGUGAAGCUCUGGCAUCGUCUAAUGCAGAAAGAUCCUGAGAUUGUCUUGUAACCAAGUCCCACUCAUGGCUGCAGUAGCUCUCUGGGUCCGUUAGCAUGCAUUUAUGGUUUACAUGGUUAGCUUCUGCUCUUUCUGGGCCUCCAGUUUCCACAUACGUUGCCUUUCUGUUUUUUGGCCUGUUGGAUCUCCCUCCGUAAAAGUUCUUAUUCUCUUUUCUCUGGCUAACAAACUGCUGAAAAUCAGACCCAAUCAGCUCACCUGCAGCGUAAUACAGUGUAGGCUAAUGUGUACAAAUACUGAGGUGCUGUGGUUGAGAAAAUGUCGUGGAAAAGACAGGGCUGUCUGAUGGCAAGGUAAAGUAGUGAACAAAUACUUAAUAUUACAGUCCAACUAAACUGAUAUUGAUUUUUCAGAUAUGCUUUUUUUUAUUAUUAUUAUUUCAAGUGGCUAAAGGACCGUUUGCUCCUAACCCACAUCCACAGCAGUACAACUUCCAUGGUGGGACUCCUGUCUGCUUCAAACUGCCAUCGACUAUAGGUGAUACACCGACUAUGAAUAAGUACCUCGUACAGCUCGACUUAAAAAGAUCCAGACUAUCACCGUAGAGGCCUCAGUUUCCUAGAAAUUGUUGUGUAUCUUCAGUAAACUCAGUCAGUAAACUGACUUUUUUUUCUUCCUGCCUACAAGAGAAGGGAAAAAAAGCAGCAGGGUUCAGCCAUCGUCUAGCUCUUUUUGGAGUGAGCAGUUGUUACUGCCUGAAGGCACUCUGUAUCAGGGUCUGACAGAUAGAGGUUGACAUAGAGCUAAACCGAUAUAUCUGCUGUUGUUAGCUCAUCAUUGAUAUAUCAGUAUCAGCACAAAUGUCAGCCAGUUAGUGAGAAGAAAUGUAAGUUAAAAAAUGCCAAAGAAUAUUAAAAGAUCAUUUCGAGA